AUGAGCGGAGCGUUAUAUGGCAUAGAUAUCGACGACCUAGAAAAGACGAUGGAAGAGAAGAAGAGAGGAGGGACAAUGAUUGGGAACCAACGAAUACAUGUCAUGAAAUAUGCGGAUGAUGUGGCGCUAGUUGCGGACACAGAAGAGGAGCUAAGAGGGAUGCUGAAAGAGCUGGAAAGAUACACAGAAGAGAAUAAGAUGGAGGUGAACGUGGAAAAAACAAAAAUUCUGAUAUGCAGAAAUGGAGGUAGAAAAAAGAAGGGAAAGAAAUGGAUGUAUAAAGGAAGUGAGGUCGAAGAAGUCAAAGAAUUUAAAUAUCUUGGGUACCAUUUCACCACAAGGAAUAGCGCAGGGAAACAAAAAAAGGAACUAGCACAAAAAGCACAAAAGGCCACAAAUGCAGUAUGGGGAGUGAUAAAAAGGAGCAAAAGGAACAGCAUGAGGGACAGGAUGUAUCUGAUGAACACUGUGGCAAGAACAGUAGCUUUGUACGGAGUGGAGGUCUGGGGGUGGGAAAAGUCGGAAGAAAUAGAGAGGGUGCAUAGGAGGCUCUGCAAGAUGGCAUUAGGAGUAAGAAGGGAUACACCAGAAUAUAUUUGGAGGGACGAGAUGGGAGUAGAAAAGAUGUAA
Microplitis demolitor is the source of this 630-nucleotide messenger RNA. RefSeq lists its product as uncharacterized. NCBI's taxonomy places the organism in Eukaryota, Metazoa, Arthropoda, Insecta, Hymenoptera, Braconidae. The coding region runs from base 1 to 630 and encodes 209 amino acids. The record is from RefSeq and is a predicted model, not a curated record. The transcript has a single exon.